Molecule: messenger RNA, 3414 nt
Organism: Durusdinium trenchii
Lineage: Eukaryota; Dinophyceae; Suessiales; Symbiodiniaceae
Source: the annotation of a GenBank genome assembly
AUGCCAGAGAAUUCUUUCGACAAGAGGUUUCCAGUGCGUUGCCUUGUUUGCAAGAGCGUCGCACAGCCUGAAGGGAAGGUAUUUGAAUGCCAUGCGGCCCGAAAGAAGGUGGUGGACCACUUUGUCCGUCAGCAUUGUAAAGGAUCCACACACAUUGCAGCUGUUGCACGAUAUGUCCAAGAGCUGAGCUCAGAGUCAGAGUCUGCUGCGCCCAUCCAGUCUGAUCAACCUGCUGUAUGUGAAGGCCAAAACUUGACAGGUAGUGAUCAGCAGUCCUCUUUGUACUCUGCAGAGCUUCUCCUGUGGGCACGCUUCACGAAUUUGAGCAAGACCUUUUCCAAACACAAGUAUGUCCUCAAUGUGAAGGAGCAGACACUGCAGGUGUUCCAUGAGGAUUGUGAGCGGGUGACCUACAGGAAGAAUCCACAUGAUAAAGUGGUUUGCCAGAAAUGCCAGCAUGCCUCUUUGACAGCAGCAGCAGUGAAAAGCGCCCUUCGGUUUGCCCUCAAGUGGUGGGCAGCUAAAAUUCUACGUGCGAGACUUUUCCAAUCCGAUGAGCAGGUAGCUUUGCUGACCAAAGAGUUCAAAGAUUCUGCACUUUACAGGCUGCAGGUGAAGAGAGGCCAGGAGAUGUUGGAUCAGAACACCUUGGCAUUGCAAAAAUGGGUGCGCAUGUCAUGGAUGAAAGUCAGCAAGGAGAGCAUCACGCCAGAGUUGCAGCAGUUCAUGGAAAUCAAUGUCAAGCCGUGCUUGAGCAUCAAUGUGCAUGAGUGUGCUGGCUCUGAACUUCGUGAGCUGUCCAAUGCAUGGACAGCCCAACUUGCAUCUUCAAACCUCACUGAGCUCGGCAAGGUUCACUGCAGAAUCAUGAAAUCCAUUUCCACUGGAUCAUUGGCUGGUCACCCUGCAGCCAUGGGGAUCUUGCUACGAUGCAUCGAGUUGAAUGACAGACAGUCCCGUGGAAUCACGCACCUAAAAGGGGGAAAGAAGAUGACUGAAACGGAGCAGGAAUUGAUCAAUGAAGCAGGUGUCCUUCUAGCAGCAAAUGGCGCUAGCCCAAGCCUGUUGAAGGAGCUUGGGUUUUGUGCCCGCGGCAUUCUGAAGACACAUGCGUCCUUGGACACACUGUUGCAGCAGAGUCUUCCGUGUCCAGCAUUGUCAAUCCUGUUUGAUGGUGUGGCUUCUCAGAACUUGAACAUAGUUGAUGGCUUGAUACCACGGUGCCAUGGAAAUCUGUCACGCCGUCGGUUCGUCCUUUGCUUCGAUGCCACAUACUUACAACCCAUGAAUUCUUCGGUGAACCUUCACAAGUCCCGUGGCCUGGUGGGUGCGCCUUUCUGCAUGGGAGACUUGCAGAGUGAACGUCCAGGAAGCUUCCAGAAAAUCGACCUCGAGGUUGGCUGUGAGUUCAAAGAAAAGGCCAAAGCCAACAGAAUGCUCGAGUUCUUGAUGUGGGACCCCAGCAGUAGCUGCCGUGAUGGUUGGAGCAUCCUCUCCCUACCACUGGCCGUCAAGUGGCUGAAUUCAUCUGAUGCGGGUAGCUCGUGGGAGAUUUUCAGGAUGAUGGAUGAGUUGAUGGCACACGCACAUGACAGGGUGCGUGUGUUUCUCUUCGACGGGGAGGCAGCAAACCAGGUGGUGCGGUCUGUUGUGCAUGGAGAGUUGGAUGCAAUUUUCCGCAGGAAAAUCAAAGACUUCAAGUUCUUUUCCCGGCUAACGUGGCAGGAGUGUCCUUGUGCACAGGAGUUGCCCAGAUUCCCGAUCAAGCUGUGCCAAGUUGACCGCGCUGAAUACAUCCAUGCAAUGCCCGGAAGUGCACACGCCUUGAAAAAUUCGGCGGCCCAGAUAUGCUCACCCAGAAAGGUGGUGUUUUUUGGAUCCUUCAUGACAGACUGCAGUGGAGGGCUCGCUUUCGAUUUGCCACUUCCAGCUUUCAGUCGCCGUGAUCCAAUGAGCGACCGCCUUUGCAGCCUUCUGAGCAACCCGAUGAUGAAAGUGUGUGCCCGCAAAGCCCUUGCUUCAGCUUUGCUGCUCGUCAGCCGGUGCUCUGGGAUGGACCAGCGUCAGUUAGAGGCACUCUACAAAAGUCAGAGUGAUGCCGACUUCUUCAAUGAACCUGAUGCAGAAGCCCAUGGCGAGGCAGACCUUCUAGAACACGCAUACCUUGAAAUGGAGGUCGAGGAAUCGGCAGGGUCUGAGCAGAAGGACAUGCAGAACAUCUUGGAUCAGAUGCAACAAGUCGCAGCCACGGAGCUUGAAGAAGACCAUCCAGAGGGAGAUGGCGAGUUGGUUGAGCCUGCGGUGGAUUUAGAUGCUCAUUUGCCCGACGGGCCAGAGUUGGUUGACCUCACAGCCUCAGACAGUGCUCAAAAGAGCUCCCGCGACUUCAAGUCUUACCCCAAGACCCUGUCAGAGGCCUUGUGCCAUGAGAAUUGGUGGUCCGGCUUGUGGCAGCUGAGCAUUGUCCUCCGGUGCGGCAAGUAUGGACUAGACAGCCAGUUCCUGGCCGAUGGAGACCUGGUUCGGAAAAGGAGUCGCAAAAUGAAUUGGCAUCAGUCAUUGGAACAGCAGUUAAAAGAGCUUCGCAUGGAUGCAGACGAAAUGGGUGCGGGGCAGAGAGGAUCCAGGAUUUCGAAAUGGAUUCAGCACUCAGCCGAUGUCCGGGAAAAGGAAGUUCCAGUGCAGUGCCUUUCCACUUUCCGAGCAACAAUUUUGGAAGUGACAGACCAGGAUGCAAAGCAGCUGUCUCCAAGCCGGGACACAUGGCUUUAUGGAAUAGACAAUUUGAUGGCCAUCCUAGACGUGAACUCGGAGUUGACCAAGGUGAAUGAAGGGAUCAUCAUCCUCACGCAGGAGUCCAUGGAAGCUUUGGUCAAAAUCCAGUCCGAAAUUGCACCAGCCUUGCCGGCUUCGAAGAAAAAGAGCAGGAAGCAACCAGGGUUCAAAGUCAUCAAGAGCAAGUUGAAGACUGCCGCAAACUCCUAUCAGCUACGCAAGACAAAGACUACUGCUGCGGUCGACGAGAACGGAAUGCCACCGGCUUCUCAAAUCCGCAGGAGCGUCCAAGGCCGAAAGGUCAUCCAGGACAUUGUCUCCAAAGCAGCGGAACUGGAGGCAUUACACUUCACGAGCAACCCGACGUUCAACAAGUCGACCAUGACUUGUUGCAUCAAGAACAUGUCCGAUUUUAACUUCACCAGCUUCUUGGAUCGUGUUCCAGCCAUGUUUCAAUACAAAUUCUUUAAGGAACGGAACCAGGAACGCUAUGGGAUCCUGGUUUACCAGGACUUGUCUGUGCUCCUUGGUCAGUUGAGGCGGCAGAAGCCUGAACGCAAGGCUUUUUUGCAACUGGUCAAAGACACAUAUGCAUGCAAGAUGCCGACUGUUCGCACGGAUCCUGAGAAUCCGUCCUAG